AUGCCCAGUUCGCUCUUUGCAGACCUGGAGAGGAACGGGAGCGGCGGUGGCGGCGGUGGCGGUGGUGGUGGAGGAGGAGGAGGCGGCGGCGGCGGCGGCGGCGGUGGUGGCGGCGGCGGAGGUGGAGAAACCCUGGAUGACCAGAGAGCCUUGCAGAUCGCGCUGGAUCAGCUCUCGCUCUUGGGGCUGGACAAUGACGAGACCGGCUCCCUGUACGACAAUGAGCCCCGGAAGAAGAGCGUGAACAUGACUGAGUGUGUGCCGGUGCCCAGCUCGGAACAUGUCGCGGAGAUAGUGGGAAGGCAAGGUUGUAAAAUCAAAGCGCUACGGGCAAAGACCAACACUUACAUCAAGACCCCGGUUCGCGGGGAGGAGCCUGUCUUUGUUGUGACUGGCAGGAAGGAGGACGUAGCUAUGGCCCGGAGGGAGAUCAUCUCGGCCGCGGAGCAUUUCUCCAUGAUCCGCGCCUCCCGGAAUAAAAACACCGCUCUCAAUGGCACGGUGCCCGGGCCGCCCAACCUGCCUGGCCAGACCACCAUCCAGGUGCGGGUGCCCUACCGCGUGGUGGGGCUGGUGGUGGGACCCAAGGGGGCCACCAUCAAGCGGAUCCAGCAGCAGACCCACACCUACAUCGUCACGCCCAGCCGGGACAAGGAGCCCGUGUUCGAGGUGACCGGCAUGCCCGAGAACGUGGACCGGGCUCGGGAGGAGAUCGAGGCGCACAUCGCCCUGCGCACCGGGGGAAUCAUCGAGCUCACCGACGAGAACGACUUCCACGCCAAUGGCACCGACGUGGGCUUUGACCUGCACCACGGGGGCGGCGGGCCCGGCCCCGGGAGCCUCUGGAGCAAGCCUACUCCCAGUAUUACGCCCACCCCGGGUCGCAAGCCCUUCUCCAGCUACCGCAACGACAGCUCCAGCUCUCUGGGCAGCGCCUCCACGGACUCUUACUUUGGCGGGGGGACCGGCGGCAGCACCAGCGCUGCGGCCACCCCACGCCUGACGGACUACAGCCCACCCAGCCCCGCGCUCAGCUUCGCCCACAACGGGAACAAUAACAACGGCAACGGCUAUGUGUACCCCGGAGGAGAGGCGGCCCCCUCCCCGGACUGCUGCGCGGAGCUGCCAGGCUUCGAUCCGGCGCCAGCCCCGCCGCCUGGGGCCCAACUCAUCUGGUCCCAGUUCGAGCGGUCCCCCGGCGGGGGCCCAGCGGCUCCGGUGUCCUCCUCCUGCUCCUCUUCCUCCGCGUCCUCGUCCGCCUCGUCCUCCUCCGUGGUCUUCCCUGGGGGCGGCGGGGGCGCGUCCCCCAAUGCCAACCUGGGGCUGCUGGUGCACCGUCGGCUGCACCCCGGCGUCAGCUGCCCCCGCCUGUCCCCUCCCCUGCACGGCGUGGGGGGCGAGCACCAUCUGGCGCGCCGGGUGCGCAGCGACCCCGGCGGCGGGGGCCUGGGGUACCCCGCUUACGCCAACGGGCUGGGCGCUCACCUGCCCGGCCUCCCGCCGUCGGACUCGUCUGCCUCGUCUUCCUCGUCCAGCUCCUCGUCCAGCUCCUCGUCCUCCUCCUCGGGACUGCGGCGCAAGGGCAGCCGCGAUUGCUCCAUCUGCUUUGAGAGCGAGGUGAUAGCGGCUCUGGUGCCCUGUGGGCACAACCUUUUCUGCAUGGAGUGUGCCAACCGCAUCUGCGAGAAGAGCGAGCCCGAGUGCCCAGUCUGCCACACCGCAGUUACUCAGGCCAUUCGUAUAUUUUCAUAAAGGCAAACACACCCACACACACUCUCCUCUGCCCCUGCAAACACACCCUCUUUUCUCUACCAACCUUACACACUCCCGAGAUCCAAGAUGAGCUUUUAAAGCUGUAGUAUCUGCACAUUUUUUUUUAAUUUAAAAAAUUUU
Trichosurus vulpecula (common brushtail) is the source of this 1893-nucleotide messenger RNA. It is a transcript of the gene MEX3B, whose product is annotated as mex-3 RNA binding family member B. The record is from RefSeq and is a predicted model, not a curated record. The transcript has 2 exons. Bases 1 to 1752 code for a protein of 583 amino acids. NCBI's taxonomy places the organism in Eukaryota, Metazoa, Chordata, Mammalia, Diprotodontia, Phalangeridae. Gene Ontology annotation, molecular function: RNA binding.